GACAUCGAUAAGGAGCUCAGUCCUGCUGCAGCGGGUGGGGAUUUUACAGCCAAUCGGACGUGCUGGCCAUGAGCGGCGGAUGUCCUUUGCUUCGCAGAUUCGUGCAUCUGGGCAGGCCGAGUACGACCACGAUGCCAUCAUUGCCCGAGAGCGCAACAGCGAUAGUCAUUUUUCCCACCAACGAGCACAUCCUAUUUGGCGCAUGGCCACCGAGCGGCAGCAACUGCAGCAGUGGAAGGACAAAGGAGCGAAGAAUGGGCAGCGCCGCCGCUGCUGACUAUGGUUCAUGUGACAUGGGUGGAGCGCCAGCAGCGGUAGUGCAUAUCAACACAUUACCCACACGCCAAUCUCAACAUGUCGGUGAUUAUCAGCCAGUCGAUUCCCAGCUGCAUCGACGGCGUUCAGCGACUUUUUUAUUUUUUGUGCGCGCGGCAUUUGCCAUGACAAUUUUUUUUUUUGGCGCACAUGGCCAUUGCAGCUGCACAUGUCUUUUUCACCGCAGUGACAUGGGCUGCCUUUAUUUCGGUGCUCGAUUGCCAGCGCUUAUUUUCGCUGUAUCCCGACCACUUUCAACGCAUGCGUCUGCAGAGUAGUGUGAAGGAUAGACAAUAAAUUCGGCGCGCACCGGU
Messenger RNA from Linderina pennispora, 629 nucleotides. RefSeq lists its product as uncharacterized. Bases 69 to 593 code for a protein of 174 amino acids. The transcript has a single exon. Lineage: Eukaryota; Fungi; Kickxellomycota; Kickxellomycetes; Kickxellales; Kickxellaceae. The record is from RefSeq and is a predicted model, not a curated record.